This is a messenger RNA of Zingiber officinale, 2415 nucleotides long. Its product is annotated as protein CASP-like. Gene Ontology annotation, biological process: intra-Golgi vesicle-mediated transport. NCBI's taxonomy places the organism in Eukaryota, Viridiplantae, Streptophyta, Magnoliopsida, Zingiberales, Zingiberaceae. Gene Ontology annotation, cellular component: Golgi membrane. The record is from RefSeq and is a predicted model, not a curated record. Bases 112 to 2211 code for a protein of 699 amino acids. The transcript has 18 exons.
CCUGCCCCCUCGCCCCGUUAAUUAGAAUCGAAGCUUAAGCGAGGUGCGAGAGCUCGAGUCUCAGAUCUGAUCUCUGCGGCACCACCUUCGACACCGCCACCGGCAUCGUUCAUGGAGGCGAGUCAAUCCGGUCCCGAGAGAGACAGAGGCAGCGGUUUGCCGUCGUCUAUCAACGUUGUCUGCAGCUUCUGGAGAGAUUUUGAUCUAGAAAAGGAAAGAAGUGGGCUUGAUGAACAAGGGCUAAAGAUUGCUGAAAACCAGGAAGUUAGUCAGAAGAAUAGACGGAAGCUUGCUGAGAGUACUCGUGAUUUUAAGAAAGCAUCUGCAGAUGAUAAGCUGAAUUUGUUUAACUCCUUGCUUAAGAGUUAUCAAGAAGAAGUUGACAAUCUAACAAAGAGGGCAAAAUUUGGUGAAAAUUCAUUCCUUAACAUUUAUCAGAAACUUUAUGAAGCUCCAGAUCCUUAUCCAGCUCUUGCAUCUAUUGCUGAUCAAGACCAAAAGUUGUUAGAAAUAGAGUCUGAGAAUCGAAAAAUGAAGCUUGAACUUGAAGAAUAUCGAUCUGAAGCUACUCAUUUGAGGAACCAACAAGCUACAAUUAGAAGACUUGAGGAGAGAAAUCGCCAAUUAGAGCAACAGAUGGAAGAAAAAGUAAGAGAGAUUGUUGAAAUUAAGCAACGCAGUCUGGCUGAAGAAAAUCAGAAAACUCUAGAAGUCCUCAAAGAAAGGGAACUCUUGAUGCAGGAUCAACUAAGGCAGGCCAAGGAAAGCGUGAUCAAUAUGCAGAAAUUGCAUGAGAUUGCUCAAAGCCAGUUGUUUGAACUUCGCACUCAAUCAGAGGAAGAAAGUGCUGCGAAGGAAGCUGAGGUAAAUCUCUUAAUGGAUGAAGUUGAACGUGCUCAAACUCGGCUACUUAGUCUGGAGAGGGAGAAGGGACUUCUGCGUUCCCAGGUGCAAUCAACAGACGAAAUCAAUGAAGACAAGAAAAGUGAUGUGGAGAUGAACAUUAUGUUGGAGAGCUCCUUGAAUGCAAAGGAGAAAAUAAUCUCUGAGUUGAAUAUGGAGCUUCAUAACAUGGAAUCCACAUUAUUAAACGAGAGGGAGCAGCAUUUGAAUGAGAUAAAGAAGUUGAAUGCACUAAUCAAUGAAAAGGAUAGUACUCUGUUGGAGAUAAGAAGAGAACUUCAAGAAAGACCAACCACAAGAUUAGUCGAUGAUCUGCGUAAAAAAGUCAAAAUUCUUCAGGCAGUUGGAUAUAAUUCCAUUGAAGCUGAAGAUUGGGAACUAGCUAGUACUGGUGAAGAGAUGAGCAAGCUUGAGUCUCUUUUACUUGACAAAAACCGCAAGAUGGAGCAUGAGCUAACACAAUUGAAGGUCAAAAUAUCAGAGAAAACUAGUAUUCUAGAAGCUGCUGAAGCUAAGAUUGCAGAACUUACUGCCAAGGUGGAUGAACAACAAAAGCUUAUUACAAAACUGGAAGAUGAUAUUUUAAAGGGUUAUAACUCUACGGAACGAAGAGGAUCACUUAAUGAUUGGGAUAUUCAGGAAGUUGGCUCAAAUGAUGUAUCUGAGGGUUCAGAUCACAGAUUCACAGCUUCAGAUCAAGACCAAAGUUCGAUGCUCAAGGUCAUAUGUAACCAGCGUGACCGUUUCAGAACACGCUUACGAGCAUCAGAAGAGGCAUGUGAUCAUACAUUACCAAAUGGAAAUUAUGUUUUCUAUCUUUGGGUGCUUGCUUCAUUAUUUUUUAUAAUGUAUCAGGAAGUAAGGCAAUUGAAGGAGAAGAUGGGGACACUGGUGGUAGAACUGGAAAAUACUAAGGCUGAUAAUGUAAAACUUUAUGGCAAGAUCCGUUAUGUUCAAGACUACAAUCUUGAAAAGCGCCCUAAGAAGUUUGCAGAAGACAUUGAAACAGGUAAUUCUGAUGUUGAGUCCAAGUAUAAGAAAAUGUAUGAGGAUGAUAUAAAUCCUUUUGCUGCUUUCUCAAAGAAGGAAAGGGAUCAAAGGUACAAGGAGCUUGGCUUACGGGAUAAAAUUACUCUUAGCAGUGGCCGUUUUCUACUUGGCAACAAAUAUGCCCGGACAUUCGUUUUCUUUUACUCCAUUGGCUUGCAUCUCCUUGUUUUCGCAUGUUUAUACAGAAUGUCAGCUUUGAGCUAUCAAAGAGCUACACCCGAAGCCAUUCUAGAUGCUGGUAAUCUCACACGAGUUUAGUGGCAUCUAAAAUCCAAAUUCCGGCACUACGACUUGUCUGAUGGGAACCAGUUGACUGUGUAUUUGAAGGAAAAUUAUUGUACAUAAUAAUGAGUCUUUCCGAUUUUUAUUGACCAAUUGGUUACUCUUAUAUCAGACAUGCUUAUUGUAAAAUAAAGAUCAAUUGCACUUUUCUGAAAAAUAUAUAAUUGAUUUUUUCUGAUA